This is a messenger RNA of Phanerochaete carnosa HHB-10118-sp, 1095 nucleotides long. RefSeq lists its product as uncharacterized. The annotation marks the transcript as partial. Lineage: Eukaryota; Fungi; Basidiomycota; Agaricomycetes; Polyporales; Phanerochaetaceae. The transcript has a single exon. The record is from RefSeq and is a predicted model, not a curated record.
AGACGCGUGUUUUAGGGCCGCAUCGUCACACCUCUUCACGCUUGACGCUCCUCGUGGGCGGACUCAGCCGAGUGUAGCACCCAGCUAUCGUUCUCAACGUCGAAAACAACGCCCGACCUCUUCUCGACGACGCCCAUCUCAGAUGGAGACUCCGGGCGCGUCUAUCAAGCGUGCCCCUCGGACUUACGGCCGCCGGAGAGAGCUCGACGGACCUGACGUCGACGCCGCCCUCACUGCUGAGUCUAGUGUCUCCUCUAACCAGAGCAGCCCUGCUUGCUACGACUCAGGACGUGAUGUUCCUCCAACUUCAGACUGUGAAACAUCCUUGGUCCACGGUGAUGACGAAGAUUCAGAAGACAUGCCUGACGACAGCGGGUAUAUGCUCGACCCCCAAAACAGCUUGGAUUGGAAGCGCAGGCACAAGACGAAGGGCAUCUCUGAGUUCGACGACGAUAUGGAGGAUGCUCCUCCACCACGGAGGCUAAUGAACGAUAGUGAAGGGGAGCCCGUGGAAAGUGGCUCCCGCCCAGCCCACGGCAUAGGCGCCGAUAGUGACGACGCUGUAGGCGAUGAAGACGUGCCGCGACCGAGGACUCUCUUCAGACGGAGUGUGAGGGAGGAGCUUGCUCGGAUUCACAUGGAAUAUGAUGAUGCGGUGGCAAUGGGAUCGCACAAAGGCGAAGCUCUUCCUUUAUCUGCGGAUACACCGGACGAUCCCUUCGGCGUACCUCCCCCCGUCCUUAGAGACACUCAUACAGCAUCCCCAGCUCACUCUCCAACCUCGCGUUUCAGCCGAGUGGAAAAUCAGGAGCCUACGGCCCAUGUAUCGGACUCGGAAGGGGAAGGCUUGCCGCGUUCAUCUCCCCAUACAUCGCCUGGUGCCUUGCAUCCCGUCAGUACGCCUAAGACAACUUCGUCUCCUACACCCCCUACAUCGGAAGAGAUGGUAAAAGCAAAGGGCAAGGGCAAGCAAAAGAGUGGAGCAUCGGCCAAUCUUGAUACCGAUGAGCUGCCUGAUGUGAGUACCCAGAGUAAGGCGAAGGGAAUACAUAUGGAGAAACAAAAGCGCGUGAAGGUGCGUCCUCCUUCUCAGGA